AUGGACCGGGGCGAGGACGGCGGGGACAGCGGGGCCGAGGAGGAGCAGGAGUCCUCGUCCCCCACUCCCUCGGGGCUCACCUGCAGGAAGCCACGAGGCGCGGUCUCAGGCGGUUCCAGACCCCUCCUCCUCUCCCCAUCCCACAGGCCCGCGGGGGCUCCCUCACCGCCUCCCCUCCCUUCCCCCAAGCCACCCCCAGCUCCUGAGGUCCCGCUCCUCGCCCUCCCCGGGGUCCAAGCUCCCACGGCGCAGUCGCCGGGGCUGCAGACCCCGGACCUCAAAGUCCUGGGGAGCCUGGCGGCUCUGCCCAGCCCGCCCCAGAUCCCUUCCCCUCCACCGGCUCCUCGAGGGGCCAGGUGA
Odocoileus virginianus texanus is the source of this 360-nucleotide messenger RNA. The record is from RefSeq and is a predicted model, not a curated record. Lineage: Eukaryota; Metazoa; Chordata; Mammalia; Artiodactyla; Cervidae.